AUGAGGAGGUAUAUGCUUAUGGCAACAGAUCAAGAUAGGUUAAUAAGAAUUAAGAGGAUUCGAUCAUCAGCUGAUGAAGCGGAGAAAGAUCCUUUUGUUCAAAAGACGAUGCUGCGUAUGGAAUCCAAGCCUAUCUUUACUACGCAGAUUGAUAUUGGGAAAGGACCUGUUUUUGACCUUGACCUUAACGUACCUCUGGAUUCAAAUGUUCAUGAAGGAAGGAAGACAGAGAAACUUAUGGCUUCUGCUAUUAAUGCUAACAGAAUUGGGAGUUUCUUUCAAUAUAAAGAGAAGACGUGUUUGUCAGAUGAGAAUGAUAGGGCUGGUAAGAUGAAGGCCAUAGUUUGCUCUGCUCAAGGGUCGACUAUGGGAUUAAAACUGGAGGAGCCUAAGGACCUUUCAUUCUGUGUUGGGAGAAAUCCUACGGAAUAUGGUGCGGGACCUUCGGGUAGCAAACCAUCCGGGGUUUCUCAUAAAUCUUCAAAGCAGAGAAGAAGGCCUUACAUUAGAAAGAGACAAGAGCAACAAAAGGCUAACUCUAGCAUCCUGCAAGAGCUGUAUGGAAUGGGAGAAGGAGCUCAGCAGGCUGGAAACAAGAGAAAGAUUUCUGGAGAUGAGAUGGAGAUUCAGAACGCUGCUCGGCGUAAAGAGUCAAGGGUGAUCCCGAGUAAGGGAUCGCCGAAGUCCCGAUGA
Molecule: messenger RNA, 693 nt
Organism: Brassica napus (rape)
Lineage: Eukaryota; Viridiplantae; Streptophyta; Magnoliopsida; Brassicales; Brassicaceae
Exons: 1
Coding region: 1-693 (230 amino acids)
Source: RefSeq, a predicted model, not a curated record